GUCCUAUAUACGGUUAUUUUGUACUGAGCUGAGAGACUAGACGUGUGUAAAACUGAAAGAGCAAGAGAAUCUACCCCAUAUUGAAGUAGAUAGAAAGCGGAUACUGUAACUAAUUCUACCCGUGAUGUUAGGAGCUGAAUUGUUAAUGGAUAAUAUACUAUACAGAUUGUGAUGUCAAGAAUUGAUCUCAGAGACUUACUCAGAUUCCAGUACAAAACCAGUAGAAAUGGCAGGAGCAGCAGAAGCAGGCACGCGGGACAGAGCUAGCUAUCCCCUGGAAGUUAGUUAUUGUGGAUUGUGUUCAUUGCCUUUUGAAUACUGCGAGUACAUGGCAGACUACGAGAAAUGCAAGAAAUGGUGGGAGGAAAAUUUCCCUGACAUCUUCGAGAAAGUAAUGAAGGUUACCGAUGGCGAUGCAACGGAAACCGAUGAAGCCAAGAAACGUCAAAAAAGGGGUGGACGAGGUGUGAUCAAAGCAAAGAAGCAGGUUGAAAAAUCUAAAAUCACAGUUGGCAGAGUAUCAAGAAACAAGAAGAAAUUUGUCACGGUUGUCAAAGGUUUAGAGACGCAUGGCGUCUCAUUAAAAGAUGCUGCUAAACUCUUUGGAAGGCAUUUCUCCUGUGGGUCAUCGGUGACUGGAGAGGAAAUAGUUAUACAGGGCGACUUUGUGGAUGACGUGAUUGACCUUAUAGCUGAAAAAUUUCCAGAGAUUGAUGAAGACGACAUUGAAGACAUUACAAAUCAGAAGAGAUGAUAGUUUUGACACCACAUCUAAUGGAGAUAGAGAGGAGAGGAGGUAGUCGACAUAAACAUGAUGGAUAAUAUGACAGAGGUCUUGCUAAAAGAACAUCCUUACUUUUCGUGGACUUUGUACAAUAUAUAAAAUCAUUCAUAUGGAUGAUAAACACCAAGGAAGGAAAAAAAUUGCACAGACAAUCUAAUGAUAUGUGUGAUUUAAAUAUAAUUUGAUUUCUCUGCCAGGGAUGACAAUAUAACACCUGACAUAUGCAGUGUGUAUGUUACAUACGCUACAUUUUUCACAAAGCUGUCAAAAUUACACUUUUCAAUAUGUAAGAGAUUUGUUAAUAUCUGAUAAUUAUCCCCUAAAAGACAUAGAGAAAAAAAGAGUUCAUGUAUGGAAUUGUCACAUAAAUAACACUGUCAUCCAGUGUACCUAUAAAGCAUUUCUUUGAGGGGAGGAGGAGAAGGUACUCGAUUCAGACUGCAGAUUUCAUUGUGUCCAUCUCUUUCAUUGUGGCCCAAUCCGUUAUUGACACCCUUGAGCCAAAAAAAAGGGUCAGUUUUUUAUUAGUCAAGUAUGAAAAAAUGCCUGUUUAUGUUAUCUGAUAUAGCUAUAGCAAUAUUAACAUAUCUGCAUCUUCAGAAAUAUUAUUUUGACAGGUCUCACAAAAAAGUCAUUUUAAAAUUUCCACCUUUUGGAGAAAUAAUUACUUUUUUCCUCCUUUUUAAGCAUGAAAAAACUUACAGCUUUAAAGUUACAGACUUACAUUCAAACCUUGUUUUUGGACCUUGAUAUUUAAUUAAGAGUUUAUCAAGAGAAAAAGUAACUUAUUUUUCUACUUCGUUUAUAAGAGAAUUCCAAUAUAAUUCUUGUUAUAAGUUGCUUAUCCAUUGCCUACUGCAACCAGUUAAUAAUAAUGAUAGCUGGAUUUAUAAAUCGCUUUUUGCGCGAGGAUACAAAGCGCUGCUAUUAUUACCCGGCUUUAGCUCGAGUUACCAUCAACGGCGCUCAGUGCAUUCAAGGUAAUAAUCCUGCCGGGUACCCAUUCACCUCACCUGGGUCAAGUACAGCACAGUGUGGAUGAAUUUCUUGCUGAAGGAAAACACGCCAUAGCAAGUAUUCGAACCCAAGACCAUUCGAACCUACGACCCUCUGUUUGAAAGGCAAGAGUAAGAACCACUAGACCACGACGCACCCACAACGCUUUUAAGUUAUUCCCUUUACACUGAAUACUGGAAUUACAGAAUACAGUAGUCAAUAGGUAAGCUGCAUAUUGGGAAAGAAACAUGUUAAAUAGAAAAGUAAACCUCACUUGAUGCUCCUGUCUUUAGUUCUGGUAAAUCCCCCGUCAAUGAGAAUCAUUAUUCAAUUUCAUGAAUAGAUAUCAAUGCAUGCGCUACAAAACAAUUGUGGUGUGAAGUAUGCACACUUAAAAUGUGUUUUAUUGGAUGAAUUCAAUGGUUUUUCUUCAAAAUUCAAUUUGAUUGGAUGCCCAAUUAGAAAUAGUAUGUCUGUGUAUUUUUGUUUUGUUUAUAUAAAACACCUCAGACAUGGGAUAGGCUGAUAAUUUCACGAUAUCAUUUUAGCCAGUAGCCUUUUGACACCCCUAGUCGGUGCCCAAACUGCUUUUUUAAAUAGAAAUGAAACAAUGCCGAGCGAGGGCACUAUAUUUUAGUUUAAAUCCCAACAACUGAAUCAUGUCUUCUUAAUAAAGGACAAUUCCACCCCAACAAAAUU
Molecule: messenger RNA, 2479 nt
Organism: Lytechinus variegatus (green sea urchin)
Lineage: Eukaryota; Metazoa; Echinodermata; Echinoidea; Temnopleuroida; Toxopneustidae
Gene: denr
Product: density-regulated protein-like
Exons: 7
Coding region: 227-754 (175 amino acids)
Biological process (GO): translation reinitiation; formation of translation preinitiation complex
Molecular function (GO): translation initiation factor activity; mRNA binding
Source: RefSeq, a predicted model, not a curated record